AAACACUCAUUUCUUUAUCCAUUUAACGACUUUAUAAUGUUUUAAAUCUCAUCCAUCCAAAAGUUGUUCAAGCUGAAGAUCAAUAUUUGAUCAUCUGUGUGUCAACAAAACCCACUCUGUUAAAAUUAUUAUUUUGCAAUUUGUUGCACUUCAUACUUGUGAAACGACUUUGCCUGAGGAUUUUUAAUUACAUGUUAUGUUGCUGCCUUGAACAUCAGUUGGAACAUGUUUAACUAGCCAAACUUGCUCUUCCGCUGUGCGCUAAGUACUGUCAAAAAGGCCCAGAAGACAGGACGAGCUCUCUGAUAUUAACAAAUCUCUAUCUUAUACUUCACGAAAAGGCGAACUAUAACUAUAAAGUGAAUUUUGACCACACCCUUUGAAUGUUUCUUUCAUAGUUUGUCUUUUGGUGAGACAUAUUGACUAGGAUUGAUACCUCAAAGUUACAGACGUGCUGGAAGGUGACAACACUGUGAGACAGGAUGAGAUGUUGUAAAAAGCUGACAACAAUGGUACCUCAUAGAUAUGUUCUGCCGCUCCUUGCUUUAGUGACAUACAUCUGUGUGAUUUUCUUCUAUUACCAUGGGGAAAUGUCAACAGGUAGGAAUGUUGGAUUUUUCAUUCUUACUGACUCCUGAACAAGGUGGACCUGAAUUUUUGUUUGUGUUCUCUACUGCCUUUGACAUCUGUACUGACAUAGCAGUACUUGCUUUGGGAGCAUGCUUGAAUAUGGCAAUCUUUGCUCUUAUGUGUCAGUACAUUUUGUGGUUUCGAGCAGGGAGCAUGGUCCAGGAGCAGGAGCUGAGGAAGAGGAUACUGAGAGACGCGUGCAGAGAAGACAUAGAGGAAUUUCCCAAAGAUAAGCAAAGCUCGGACAAACGUAUCAAUGGAGUGCUACGACAACUCCUUGUGGAUGAUGAACAUGGUGUCAUUUACUGCUUCAUACCAAAGGUGGCAUGCACUAAUUUGAGGAGGUUGUUCCUUGCACUAAAUCAUGGCAAGCCGUACCCUGAUCUCAUGAGCAUAUCUUCCGAAGAGGCCCACAAUCCUGAGGGUCUGCCUCGUCUUGCUAGCUACUCGAAAGACGAAAGGGAGGCCAAGUUGAAGCACUACACCAAGUUCAUGUUUGUCCGUGAACCCUUUGUGCGACUUGUCUCAGCCUUUCGGGACAAGUUCCUGACCCCCAACCAGGUCUUCUACGAAAGAUUUGGCCGACUCUUUCUGCGUCGCUACAGCAACCAGUCCGACCCCCCUUUGAACGUGGAAGAAGCAUUUGUUUCUGGCAUUCAGCCCACUUUCUAUAACUUUGUCCAGUACCUCCUAGACCCAAGGACAACAUUAACAGAUCCAUUUGAGCCUCACUGGAGGCAGAUGCACCGCCUGUGUCAACCCUGCUUCAUUGAGUACGACUUUAUUGGGCAUCAGGAAAGGCUUCAGGAAGAUGCCCUGCAACUGAUAACGUCCUUGAACCUGCAGGAGCUCAUCAAGUUUCCAUCAGCCUACGAAAAUGUGACGUACCUUGCGUCAUUGUCAGAGUGGUUUAAAGCAGUGCCCCUGGAAGACAGAAGGAGACUUUACAAGCUUUACGAGAAGGACUAUAAGCUGUUUGGUUACAAAAUCCCUUACUUUUUACUCAACAACAUAUAAUAGAGGUGGAGCCCUCUUUCGGGUAUUUGCUAAACCGUAGUGGGCGUUCACCAAAGAGCACAGUCCUCCUGUAGAAGCCAAACAUUUAUUUUGACUUGGACAAAAUUCUCCUCUUUGAUACAGUUGUGCAUUUGGACGCACAUAGUGACGUCAGUGGAUGUCACUGGCAGGGCCGACUUAACCUAAGACAGUCACCCAGCAGAACAAGGGAAUCACCUGAGGGAGCACAGUCCUGUACUCGUUGGAAGGAAUACAAAAAUGGCGGACACUCUGAGCUGCUGUUUGGUGCUUAAGCACAAAUAACAGUCACGAUCCUUCCCCCCACCCGUAGGAGGAGGGAAGCUACCCUCUCGUCUACUGAGUUGAAUUCCAACUAAGGCUGGGCGAUAUAUCGAAUAUACUCGAUAUAUCGCAGGUUUGUCUCUGUGCGAUAUAGAAAAUGAUUAUAUCGUGAUAUUCGAGUAUACGUUCUCAGGCAGUUGCUUUUAGCUGCGGGCAUUACACUACAGGCUCUUCUCACUCUUUCUUGUCUCUCCUUCUCACAGAGAGAUAAAACAAGCGCACCUUCUUACAUACGUCACAUACUGUCGCGCAUGCAACGUCACAAGCUCUCGCGGAGCAGGUAGAGGUAACGUUAGCUGUGAUGCUAGCGGUGCGGUGCGAGUGGUAAUACGAGAGAAAGAAGGUGCGAAUCUGGUAACAAAUGAAGGAAGAAUUAAUUCCCAAGAAACACAGCAUGGGUCCUUUGUCUGGCGGUGGUUUGGCUUCAAGUGGCAAGAUGCCGAACAAGUAUGCAGCAAAAGCGUUGCUACAAAAAUUAGCAGCACUGCUAAUUUGUAGCAUUUGUUUCUAUGUUUUAUUUAUAUAUUUGUUUAUUUAUUUUUUACCAUGCUGUUUGUGUUGUGUUGUCUUUGCUCGUUUUUUGUGUGUAAUCUUUUAAUCUGCCUAUCGUACGGCACUUUGGCUACCCCAGUGUCGCGGGGGGCGCUGGUGCCUAUAUCAGCUACAAUCAGGCGAAAGGCGGCGUACACCCUGGACAAAUCGCCACCUCAUCGCAACACUUGUUUUUCAUUUUUCCUUAUUUUCUUGUUAAUUUCCUGGUCAUCGCUCUUCUUUUAGUUCCACUUCCUGCAUGUCUCUCUGAGCGCUCUUUCCCUCACCUGUCCUUGAUUGGAACCCUGGCACAUCUGGUUGCAGUUGCCAAUCAGGCUGCUAUUUAUGCCUGCCUCGACCUUAAGUCAGGGUUCGAGGAUUGUUUUGUGUUUAUUGUCACGCAAGGACUGUAUUGCUUGUAGACUGCUCAGGGUUUUGAGCCCUUCCCUGCUUCACCUCAUUGUGGUAUAUGUUGCAGUAAUUAAAUACUUGUCUAACCUG
This is a messenger RNA of Nerophis ophidion (straightnose pipefish), 3021 nucleotides long. Its product is annotated as carbohydrate sulfotransferase 12-like. Gene Ontology annotation, biological process: proteoglycan biosynthetic process; carbohydrate biosynthetic process. The transcript is spliced from 5 exons. Gene Ontology annotation, molecular function: sulfotransferase activity. Bases 583 to 1647 code for a protein of 354 amino acids. Gene Ontology annotation, cellular component: membrane. NCBI's taxonomy places the organism in Eukaryota, Metazoa, Chordata, Actinopteri, Syngnathiformes, Syngnathidae. The record is from RefSeq and is a predicted model, not a curated record.